Molecule: messenger RNA, 3647 nt
Organism: Eremomyces bilateralis CBS 781.70
Lineage: Eukaryota; Fungi; Ascomycota; Dothideomycetes; Eremomycetales; Eremomycetaceae
Product: kinase-like protein
Exons: 7
Coding region: 464-3193 (909 amino acids)
Biological process (GO): peptidyl-threonine phosphorylation; peptidyl-serine phosphorylation
Cellular component (GO): cytoplasm; nucleus
Molecular function (GO): protein tyrosine kinase activity; protein serine/threonine kinase activity; ATP binding
Source: RefSeq, a predicted model, not a curated record
CUGCUAUUCCCCAAACCUAGCGCAGUCGUGAAAUCUCACGGCUUGCCUCCUCCUCUUCAGCUACUGCAUCGGGCUGACGGCUGUUGAGUUGCUUGCAUCAAGUCCGCUCCCACUAUUGUCCAUUGGCGCAGCAGCCCCUCAGUACGAUUCAUCGUCAGACAUUCACCAGACCUUUCUCCUGUUCUGCCCGCUAUUUAUCACUUUCGCACGCGAUUCCUCAACUUGACUCACCUCAGUUCCUGCUCCCAGUCGGUUUGCCUGCGAGCUGUCACUACUCAUGAUCGAGCCGCUGAGCAACGUUCCUGGGCGCUGUUAGGCGCUUCUUGCAAGAAAGCCACCGCUUGCUGCGCAACCGGAAUGCGAUAUAGCGUGACCGUGGAACUGUGACAACCGGCUCCUUGACCAUCAGAAAUUCGCGACCGCCUCCUUCCCCAUUUCUCCUACGGGUAUCGGCGCAUCAGCCAUGGAUCAUCAGCAAUGGAAUUCGUACGCCGAGAGCCCGUUGACGACCCGCUCACGAUACGCUCCACAGACCGUCCCGUCACAACAGCCUCCACCGUCGACUGCGAACCAUAGCCACAACAGCAGCACUGGCCUAAACGACGCCUUAGCGGCGCCGCAGAUGGGCCCGCGAGCGCCAACAAUGCCGCUAUCUGCUCCACCACAGCAAGCGGCUCAUCGACCGGAAUACAACGGCCAGGGCGAUGGAGACGGGGAUGUGCAGAUGGAGGACGCAGAUCUGUAUAAGCUCAAGCAAGCGUCUCAGACCGGAGGCCAUCGUCGGAUGCAUUCGUCCCAGCUUGUCCAGCAGGAAGAAUCCUCGGCUGCACGACGAUAUUCUCCCAUGAAUCUAUCACCCGCCUCUCCAUACGCGUCGAUGCCUCCCCCACAAUCCAACACGACCGCUUCUUAUACAAGCUACACGCCACAAGUCCAAUCGCGCCAGUCUCCCACUCGCCCGAACUCCUACAUGUCACCUUCUCAGACGUACUAUUCUCCGCCUGCUACUCGACCGCAUGCACCGCAACUCCCGCCGAUCCAGUCGAAUAUGGGUCCAGAAGCCCAUUUUCAGCCAAGUCAGAUGGCGCAGCUUAAUGCUGUGUACAGCAGAGAGCCAAGAUCUCCACGGCCGAUCCAGACACCGGUUGUUCAAUCCGUCGCUGGCCCACCACUUCCGGUGCCAAAAUUCCAGAAAUGCACGACCGUCUCGUCGCUUGUGCCGAGCAUCAAUGAGCAACCGCCAUUCCGUCGCGCAAACCCAGAGGGUGGUUUCAUAAGCCCCCUCCAAGCGUUGACAUCGCAUCUUCCUGCGACAUAUCGGAUAUGUAACCCUGGGUUCAAAUACGAAUCGUCGAGAAAUCCGCGCCGAGUGCUCACGAAACCGAGCAAAGGUGUCAAGAAUGACGGAUAUGACAAUGAAGAUAGCGAUUAUAUUCUUUACGUCAAUGACAUCCUCGGGUCAGAAGAUGCUGGUCACAAGAACCGCUACCUGAUCUUGGACGUUCUCGGGCAAGGUACAUUCGGCCAGGUCGUGAAAUGCCAGAACCUGCGAACACAAGAAGUCAUUGCCGUCAAGGUGGUCAAAAACAGAACCGCAUACUUCAACCAAAGCAUGAUGGAAGUGUCUGUCCUGGACUUGAUCAACAAGCAAAUGGACAAGAACGACGAUCACCACCUCCUUCGACUCAAAGAUACCUUCAUCCACCGCCAGCAUCUGUGUCUAGUCUUUGAGCUCCUGAGCGUGAACCUCUACGAGCUGAUCAAACAGAACCAAUUCCGUGGUCUAAGCACGACUCUGGUCCGAGUAUUUGCGCAGCAGUUACUCCAGGGUCUGGCUCUGCUCGGAAAGGCCAAACUCAUCCAUUGCGAUCUUAAACCCGAAAAUAUCCUUCUCAAAAACCUCGAGAGUCCUAUUAUCAAAAUCAUUGAUUUUGGUUCAGCGUGCGACGAACGGCAAACCGUCUAUACAUACAUCCAGUCUCGAUUUUACCGUUCUCCUGAAGUCCUUCUUGGCUUGCCCUACUCCGCCGCAAUCGACAUGUGGUCAUUAGGUUGCAUUGUCGUCGAGUUGUUCCUUGGUCUGCCUCUCUUCCCCGGAUCGUCGGAGUACAACCAGGUCGCUCGAAUUACCGAAAUGCUGGGACUGCCGCCGAAAUGGAUGUUGGAAGUGGGGAAACAAUCGGGAGAAUUCUACGAGAAGGUCCAGGAUGAGUUUGGGAGAAGAACGUACCGACUGAAGAGUAUGGAGCAGUACUCGCGUGAGCACGGGACGAAAGAGCAGCCCAGCAAGAAAUACUUCUCUGCUACGACAUUGCCGGAGAUUAUCAAGAAUUACCCGAUGCCACGGAAGAACAUGAAACCAGCGGAGAUUGAGAGAGAAAUGGCCAAUCGAACAGCAUUCAUCGAUUUUGCCCAAGGGUUACUGAAUCUGAACCCACUCGAACGAUGGACGCCACAACAAGCCAAAUUGCACCCAUUCAUUACCCAGACUAAGUUCACUGGUCCGUUUGUGCCUCCGAUGCAAUAUCGAGCCGGAACGAGUAAGUCCCCGGCACCGGGCGUUCAAGAGCAGCAGCGUGCAGAAAUGAUGAGCCGACAACGAGAGGCUCAGCAAGCCGCUCAAGUUCAAGCGCAAGCACAAGCUCAGGCCCAGGCCCAGGCACAAGCCCAGGCACAACAGAACGCCGCGUACGCACAAAUGGCCAUGAACCAAUACCCCCCCACCCCGCACUCUCAACAGCCAACCCCUAUGUACAGCCCCAUGUACAGCCCGCAAGGCGCACCCCCUCCCUAUCAGACCCCCCACCAGACCCCUCAAGCCUACAACCCGCCUCUGAGCAUGAUGCCGGCCCACAGCCAGCCACGCCACUACCAGCAACAGCCCCCGAACCUCUACGCCCAAGCGACCACCCGUGCCGGCCGCCAGCGGUCCUCCACUCUCGACCAACAAGGCAGCGGCGUCCCCCUGCAGAUCCAGCGCGUCAUGAGCCACCUCGAUCCGAACGCGCCGAUCCGGCUGCAGCCCAGCCCGGCAUAUUACCCGCCGCCUCCGGACGGCAUACCCGAAUCCAACAGCUCGCGGCGCCGCGGCAGCCGCACGGGCAACGCGCGGGGCAAUCAGAAUUUCAUCCAGACGUUGGAGGAUCGCACGCUCGAGGAGGGGUUUAUGAACAAUACGAAUGGGCAGUGGUGAGGGAGGAACGGGCGGUCCCAUGGAUGGAUGGGAUUGGGAUUAAAAGUGUUGGUUUCACUCCACGGUUUCACGGGUUCGGGUCGCACCGUCUGAGGGUCGUGCGGGUGGGAUCCUGCGUCGGGCGGUCGUCCGAUGUGCUCGAAUUCUGUAGCACGCACGAAAUGACCUGGAGAACAUGCUCCUCGGAUUGCGGGGUCGACCGCGUCUUUCCCAUUGCGCAGAGAUUGUCGCACCGGACCCCGAAAAGACAUGGGUUAGUCUCAUUGCGAUGGGUUUGCGUUUCCUAUGAAGGAUGUCUAGAGUCGCAUGGCGAUAUUCAGCUAGGAUGGUACACAAGGGGACUCAGGAGAUGACUAUAUUAUACUUGAUUUGAUGAUGGUGGAGGUGUGUUCGGAAUUCUGGCGACGGCUGUAUCGAACGAAUGCAGUAUGAAAUAUUCCGAUUGUAUCUUUUA